GGGCUUUUAGAUUCCAGACAUUUGACAUAGGAAGUGGCUGUUCAUCUGAACCCAGCAUCACACUCUGGUGGAUUAACUGCUCGUUCUUCCUUAAAACGCUCUGGAAUAAGAGUUACCAUGGCAACAGAGGGGGAGCCAACAGACUUGAUCAAAGUGUUCCACCUGCUGCUGCUCUCGUUCACCUGGGGCAUGCAGGUGUGGGUCUCCUUCAUUGGAGGUUUCGCUCUGGUGAAGCAGGUAACGCUGCAUACCUUUGGGCUGGUCCAGAGCAAACUGUUUCCUGUCUACUUCUACUGCCUGCUGGGGAGUAACUUUGCCAGCCUGGCUCUGUAUGCUGUGUACCACCCCAGAGAGCUGCUGGACUGGCAUGAAAGUGUGCAGAUGGGGAUGUUCUUCGUGGCUCUGAUCAUGGCAGGCCUGAACGCUCAGUGGUUUGGCCCAGCAGCCACAGAGGUGAUGUUUCAGUUGAGGGCGGUGGAAGAGGAGCACAGCCUGGGGAACCAGAUCGGCUUGGGCAGUCAGAGAGAGGAAUACGCUAAGCUGAAGGAGAAGGACCCAAAGUACAGAGCCUCCAAGAAAAUGUUUGGACUUUACCACGGCCUGUCCAACCUCUGCAACCUGAUAGGCUUCAUCUGCAUCACAACCAAUCUGAUCUACACAGCUCUGAAACUUUCCACCAUUUAAUGAAGAGGAAAAUACAGGAGAUACAGACAUUAAUGCUGCACCUUGAAAAAAGGAUUUAUAGACUGAAACUCUUCCACAUAUUGCUUUUGCAUAACCACAAACCUCAAGGUAUUUAUUGGGAUUUUAAACAACGAAUCAACUCAAAGUGGUGCAUACUGGUGAAGGAAAAUGUUAUGGCAGACAUGCAAACCUAUCAAAACAUGGCCGUCCACCUAAACUGAGAGGCUAGAAAAC
Molecule: messenger RNA, 918 nt
Organism: Cyprinodon tularosa
Lineage: Eukaryota; Metazoa; Chordata; Actinopteri; Cyprinodontiformes; Cyprinodontidae
Gene: tmem205
Product: transmembrane protein 205
Exons: 4
Coding region: 118-684 (188 amino acids)
Source: RefSeq, a predicted model, not a curated record